This is a messenger RNA of Phoenix dactylifera (date palm), 940 nucleotides long. RefSeq names its product protein cornichon homolog 1. The record is from RefSeq and is a predicted model, not a curated record. Gene Ontology annotation, biological process: vesicle-mediated transport. Lineage: Eukaryota; Viridiplantae; Streptophyta; Magnoliopsida; Arecales; Arecaceae.
CCCUAAUUGCACCGGUCCGAACAUAAGGCCCCCUUAAAGCCAUCCCCGUAAAAUUAUUAGAACCCAACGCGUUCUUCUCGCCGGAGGGCUUCGACGUUCCGGUGGAGGCGGCGCGGAGGGCGAGCUUUGGGGGCUGGCGGCGGGCGGGAUGGUUUUCGUUUGGCUCACCGCCUUCUUCCUCCUCAUAGCCCUCAUCGUUCUUGUCAUCUACCAGCUCAUGUGCUUGGCAGACCUCGAGUUUGACUAUAUUAACCCAUAUGAUUCAUCUUUGCGAAUAAAUAAAGUGGUUAUACCAGAAUUUGUCCUUCAAGGAGUCUUAUGCCUGCUCUUCCUCUUGUCUGGCCAUUGGUUAAUGUUUUUGUUUUGUGUUCCUAACCUAUACUACAAUGUGAGGCUGUAUCGGCAGCGGCAACAUCUGGUGGAUGUAACUGAGAUUUUUAAUCAACUCAACGGGGAAAAGAAACGGCGUCUUCUUAAGCUAAUCAAUCUUGUUGUACUUCUCUUUUUAUCUUUGUUCUGGAUGAUUUGGAGUGUGCUGGAGGAUGAUGAGUAGUCUGUGGAAAACAAAUAUCUGUCAGUUGCUUGCUUGCAUGAAACAUUAAUUUGCCAAUUUGUCUACGUCCUUAAUAGCUGCUGGCUCCACAUCAGGGUGUUUGCUGGUUAUCUCUCAACAAGCUCCUGGAAUCAGAAAUGGUGCGUCGAGCUGAAAUUGAGAUGUCAUCCUCUAUUUUGUGAUGCUUCCGUGCAAAUACAGGAUUCUUAUCUUUUUGAUUGUUCAUCAGAUACACCUGAAUGGCUGUUAAAGGGUAAGGCCUGUUGUUUGCCUUCAUGAAUAUCUUCAUGGUUGUACGAUAUUUAACAUUUGUGUUACCAAUAGUUGAAUUAAAGCUUUUCAAGGAAAUCCAGUUCCCUUCCAUUUUGUUGGUAGGGACUUAAAUCA